This is a messenger RNA of Neolamprologus brichardi, 5691 nucleotides long. It is a transcript of the gene rab42a, whose product is annotated as RAB42, member RAS oncogene family a. NCBI's taxonomy places the organism in Eukaryota, Metazoa, Chordata, Actinopteri, Cichliformes, Cichlidae. The record is from RefSeq and is a predicted model, not a curated record. Gene Ontology annotation, molecular function: GTP binding; GTPase activity. Gene Ontology annotation, biological process: Rab protein signal transduction.
AUGAUUGCUGCUGCCGCUCUGUGCUCCGCGUCUCUUCCUGAACAGAAGGCAGUAGCAGCAACUGGGGCUCCAUGUAAACACGCCGCGCGCAGGGCUUUGUUUCACACACACUCACUCCGCAGGUAUCUUCCCUCUAGUCAUGCCAUGGAUAUUUUGUGGCAAUAUCAGUUUCGAAUCAUUCUACUCGGGGAUUCCACAGUGGGCAAGUCCUCGCUGUUGAAGCGUUUCACGGAUGGAAUUUACAGCGAUGUGGCGGACCCGACGGUCGGGGUAGAUUUUUAUGCCCGCUCGCUUGACAUCGAACCCGGGGUGAAAAUAAAGCUCCAGCUCUGGGAUACGGCUGGCCAGGAACGAUUCAGGUCUAUCACAACAUCAUAUUACCGCAACUCUGUAGGUGGCCUGCUUGUCUUUGAUCUCACCAAUCGUAAAACCUUCGACCAUGUGAGGGAAUGGCACAAGGAGGUGAGUGAGCACAUCCUGCCUCACCACAUGGUCUACAUCCUCAUCGGCCAUAAAAGUGAUCUCAACAAGGACCGGAAAGUAAGCAGGGAUGAGGCAGAGCAGCUGGCCGCUGAGCUGGGCAUUCGCUAUGUGGAGACAUCGGCCAAGUGCAACAGCAAUGUGGACCGGGCCUUUGAGCUGCUGACCAGGGACAUCUACGAGCUGAUGAAGAUGGGGGAGAUCGUCACCCGUGAUGGGUGGGAUGGCGUGAAGAGCGGCCUGACUGCCAAGGUUCUCUACUCUGCAGAGGAUGAAGAGGAGUUGGCCCCUCCAUCAGCUGAAAAAAGCUGCCACUGCUGACUGAGAAGUCUUUGUGUUCCGACACUAUCCUAUCACACCAAGAGCUCACUUUGUCUCACAGCCGAUCAUCAAAACAAAAUCACUGAGGCUUAGCACCCUGUGAUAUCACCAUCCAUCACUUCCUCACCUUGUGUUUUGUGCCCUCUCUGUGUUGAUUUUUCAGACCACUGGGAUUAUUUUCAAUCAGGAUGCGAGAGUAAAUACCAAUGUGUACCUGUUGGGAAAGUAUUGUAUUGUUCAUUUGAUAUGAUGUAGCAUGAGUCGAGCUGUUUUGAGCCUCAUCUUGCUCAAGAAAAAAAAAAAAGAAAGCAUGCCAAUGUGAUCAGGUGUUGUUGCUUAAAGUGUAGCCAGUACUCCUUUUCAUAGCAAUGGAGCUAAAGGACUACUGAGCAUAAGAAAGUACAAAUGGACUAUUAUGGUCUGGCAUCAUCCACAUUUCAUAUGGUACUAUUAUGGGUUUCUACUUGUCAAAUGUUUGUGCAAUGCUUUGCCUGCAGUCUUAAGUGGCUGUAACAUUGUAAAUAAUAGUUAAAUCUAUAAAGAUGAGAGCUAAAGGUGACUGAAAGCUAUUUAAUUCAUAGUGUGAACAGUGCACUCUGCAAUAAGUGUCACCAUAUUAAAUCAAUGUGCUCCUCCUGCUACUGUAAGCUGUGUGUGCACUUAUGCCAAAUUGACCUUUGACCAUUCUGUGAAUAGAUUAAUAAUGGGUUUUUUUGUAAAAAGGUAGAGAUUAUUUGUUGUAAAAGUGUAUACAUAAACAUAGAUUAUUGUAAUUAGACUAAGUGUAACAUACAACAUUCACAAUAGCAGUAAGUGGCAAUGUGAGAAAAGGAAGUUUAAGGUCUAAAUAUGCCCCAUUGAUAUAGACAUAGACGAUAUGCACAGCAAAAGCUAAUGAGCUUUGAUAUGUUUAUUGCAGGCCUCUAAACUGGCUUUAAUUCAGCUUAUCUGGGCCAUCAGCCCAACAAAUGUCAUGUCAUGAAACCAUGACAAAGGAUUUAGCUGCAUUUUCUGCCUUUUUUGCUUUCAUUUUCUUUUUGCUGUACAAAUGAACCUGAUAAAAAUUAUUUGUAGGGCCUUAAAAGUGCUUAGAGAAUUAGAGAAAAGCUCUAGCUUAGCUUAGCAUAAAGAAUUGAGAGUAGUAACAUGUUUAAGCAAAUUAAUUUUAUGUUUACAUUCAUGGUUGCCAAAGUGCGGCCUGUGGGACAGUGGUGGCCCUUGGUAAUGUUCUGUGGCUGGAUCAAAACAGAAUCAAACAAAGGGAGCAUUUGUUGUCUGUUUUUGUUCUGGACAGCCAUAUAAAACACAGUUAAAGUUGUCAAAAAAUGUAACAGACAAAAUUUCAAUUAACAACUUAUAACCCCUCCCUCUGAACACCAACUAAAAGGUUUUGUGUGUAUUUUUCCUGUACCUGUAUCACUUGCCUACUGGUUCCCUAAACUGGCACUUUCUUGUUUAAACCAUGUCUGAAAAGCCACUAAAACAUGUAGUUACCAAGUUUAUCUAUUACUCUUCAACAGCUGGAGGCACUCAACCAGUUAAGUUGUUAAUACGCAACUGUUUUCCAAAGUCACUAAUGUAAGUGUUCUGUUGUUAUUGUGUUUUUUAUGAUGUUUUUAGACCUGUUAUAUAAAUGUGACAAAGGAAUUUCCCAUUAUUAAUUUUCUCACGCUGAUUUUACGCACAUAAAUACAAUUCUAAAACAACAGUUCGGAGCUGCAGUAUACCUACACCCAAAGUCACUAAAAUUCCUUGUUAGCUAACAAAUGUGAUCAAAUCUUUGUUGUGACUUUAGUUUUUCUUUGCUGGCUGGAGACACUCAAAAACUCUCUCCAGAAUCCCUGCUAAAUUAUUAAUAAGAAAAAAUGAUGAUUUAGACUUUUUUAAACCGCAGAUUCAACAAGGAAGAUAAGCUGUGGAUUUUAGAGGCGCUAGUAUCGCUAGCUAUUGUGAUAGCUGUCACUCCUGCUUCCAGUCUUCAUGCUGAGUUAGCCUAGUUUGCCUCUUUGCCCCCCACAUAUCAGUAUCUUUUCAGCAAAAUCCUAAAGAAUAUUAAAUGUUUUUUGUUUUUUUAAGGGCUACAGUAGUAGACUAUUUUAUUUUAGACCUGUUAUAUAAGUAUAACAGAAGAAAUCCCUUUUAUCAGUGUUCAAAAGCAGAAUUUUUACCAACCUAUAUAUAAUUAAGAAGCGCAAGUUAAUCUUGCUCACAUUGUUUGUUAACUAACUAAUGUACUGUAGAUUUUAUUCAGCUGUAAUGGAGAAUGAUUGGGUGUCUGCACACAUGACUUCCAAAACCUGCAGUGAAUACCUUUAACAAAGACGAUCAUGAAUUCCUUUAAGGCUCUAGAGGCUAAUAAUUUGCUGCUUACAAGCCUGGAUCUUGUUGCGUACAGUUUGCUUUCCCUGGGGCUUCUACAACACACACUACACUGUAAACAGCAAGAAAAUAUAUGCAUUCUAAUGUUUUUACUUAGCAUUCAUGUGACCAGUCUGACACUUCUUUUUCAUUUGUCUGAACCAGUUAAUAAAAUGUACAUCAUGUGGUUGCAGCUUAGUGUUUGACAAGGAAUGUAUUCUAACUCAUUUCUGCAAUCCCUUUUCAUUUUUCAUUUAUUGUUUUGCACUAAUUCAAACUGCAUUUUUUUCCCCUGGUGAAAGUCUGUGAUUGUUUGACAAUCAAAUGUUAUCAUUUUGAGUUCUUGGUAUAGGUGAGGAAUGCAAUGUUGGGGUGGCGAGCCUUGAAAUCGUGCUGAAUGAAAACCAACCAGUCUGUACAACUACCUUUCUCACUUUUGCCUCUAAGGGUUACAUUGUAUUGUAUGAUACUGUGUGUUAGCACUGUGCUGUGAGCAUUACUGACGACUACAGACUCUUGUAGUCGGGAGGAAAACACUGGAAAGACAGGAAGAAGUAUUAUUUUGAAAGAUUGAAUCUAUGGGAUAAAAAGACCAAUUGAAAACUUAUAUAUAUAAAUCAACAACAGCACAAAAACUAUGAUUCAUUUCCAUCUUAUUUGUAAUCUUACAAGCUAUACCAAUACAUCUGCAGUGACUGUAAGUAGUAAUAUUACUACAAUGAAGGUGAAUGACUAACUUUCAGUCCAACUCUAGCUUCUCUCUGUGUUCUUUGAAAACAAUUUGUGGAAACAUUCUUAUUUGCUUUCUUUCCAAUCUCUCUUUCCCAGUGAGAUGACAAGACUGAUGCGACAUUAUCUUCUAGUGUUCUGGAGUUAGGAGGCAGUUAGCAUAGCUUAGGAUAAUGACUGCCUCCAUCUGACUUAUUUCAACAAAUGAACUGCAAAAACACCAAGCAGUGAACACUUCUGACCAAACAGACUUCAUAGUUUGAAGACAUUAAGCUGAAUCGUGUAGCAGACACGCACUUAGUUUACAAAAUCUUAAUUUUUGUCUUUGACUUUUUCCAAACCCCAAAAAAUGAUUUAAAUAUUGAACUUUUGGUGCCAACCUAACGUGUUCCAGGGGAUGCACAUGUAGACAAAUAAUCUUUAAUUAUUUUAUCUUCAAAUAGAUAUAUUUCAUUCUGCCAGUUUUGUUGAAUGUAUGAUUUAAAUGUAGCUUUGCUGUAAAACACAUACUUCCUAUCGUUCCUUAAGCAUCACUAGUUUAUUGGUUUAGUAUCACUUUUUACUAUAUUACACUUGGAUUCAGCUUCAGCAUUAUUUGUAUGAUAUAAUAAACUGAAAUCCAAAGCUAUUCUAGCAUCUUUUUUAACGGUAGCUCUAUUCAGUUUAUGAAAACCUGUGUUACUAGUUUGUCUUGCUUUACAAACUGUGCAUACCCUUGGCUGUGCUGUUUAACUCCUGUUUACUUUCCACAAAGUAUUUUUAUGUUUAAACAUAUCACCAAAAUUCUGUUUAAUUUUUCUAUAUAGGAACAUAAAUAGUAGAAGAUCAUUAUUCACUUCUGGCCCAAUAAUUUAGCUUCAUAAAGUUCACCAAUAUGUAAAUGUUUCAGUUUGUAUAUGUAAGUGGAGUUAUCGUUCUGGAACUAUUUUUUGGUCAAUCAAGCCAAAACCUAACAUUUUUAUAUUUUAGUUUGUGAGCAGCUUUUUGGAAUACAAUAUAAAGAGUAACUUUUUGAGCUAACAGCAUGGCAGUUCUAUCUCUUUACUGACCACAGAGAAUGUGUAUAUCUGUGCUUUAGACUUUAACACCUGUAGAAAGAAAAGGAAAAAAAGAAAAUAACCUUCUUUUCUCCAGUACACAUUUUUCUUCUAACUGACUUAACCACUGCUGCUUUCUCUCUCUCUUGUCCCUCAAACUGGGCUUUAGAAUCAGUAACCAACUAUUUCCAUGGAACAUAAUAAAUAAACAUCUAUUGCCAAGAGGAGCCAGAGGUGACCAACAGCAUGAAAUGCUCCAAAUAUUCUAUUUAACCAAUCAGAAAUGUCCUGCUCUAAAAGCCCGACCUCCUUGCAGCCCACUGAAACUUUGAAAAGUACUACCAAAGCUUUUUACAUGACUCUGUGUAUGGACUUUUUGGUCGGUCAAAUAAUUCUUCCCUUUUCCUUACUUUGACAACAUAGCAAGUCCAUCCAAAGGUCAUAGUCACUGUUGUUCCUGUUGUGGAAAAGCAGCUAUUGAUACCAAUUAUCUCUCGUCAGUCUUAAAAAGAAAACAAAUAAGAACAUUUAAAAAAAAAGACAGAAAAAAGAAACAAAUCACCCAUGUAAUUAAUAGUGUCAUAUCCAGUGAACUGAUCAAAAUAAUCACAGGUAGGGUUUCUCUACCAUGUAACAUCAACAGUACAGCUUCUGAUCCCCUGAUGGUCAUGUUCCACAGUAUUACUAAAUAAAUGUUAUUUAUUUUUAUGUUAUGUAUAAGGGAUAUUGGUUAUUAAAUGAAUAAAUAGAUGUACGUUGAAUAUUG